This is a messenger RNA of Plasmodium yoelii, 1158 nucleotides long. RefSeq names its product conserved Plasmodium protein, unknown function. The transcript has a single exon. The coding region runs from base 1 to 1158 and encodes 385 amino acids. Lineage: Eukaryota; Apicomplexa; Aconoidasida; Haemosporida; Plasmodiidae. The record is from RefSeq and is a predicted model, not a curated record.
AUGGAAAAUUUUCCAUAUAUAGUAAUAUUAUCACAUAAUAAAGACAAAAUUCAAAAUUUCGUAAAAUAUUUAUUAACACAAUUCGAAGUUAUAGAACAUUAUAAUGAUGAAGAAUGGGAUCAAGUUUUAUGUGAGAAUAAAGAAGGUACAGAUGAUAAUUUAACAGAUUUUAUUUUUAAAAAAGAAGCAAAAAUAGAAAUUGUUAAUAAAUAUUAUCAAGCACAAGUUAUAAUAUUAUCAUGUAUUCCAUAUAGCUUAAAUGAAAAACAAAAUGACGAUUCAAUAAAAAAAAAAAUAAUUAACAAUAACCUUUUUAGUGAUCAUAAUAAAUAUAAAAAUUUAAAAUUAAAUUGUGAAGGUAUUAUUUUUUUAUUUAACAAAUUUAAUGAAGAUAGUAAAAAAAUAAUAAAUAAUAAUCCAUUUAUAAAUUUGGAAGCAAAAUGUAAUGAAUAUAUAAAAGACACAAAAAGUGGGAAAAUGAUAAAAAAUGAUGAUUUUGAUUUUUCUAAUUUAUAUAAAGAUAUAGGAGUUAAAAUUGCUAUUUUUCCAUUGUUAUUACAAAAAAAUGAAAACCAAAUACUCCAAUUUUGUACAGAAUAUUUUAUUGAAUGUUUGUAUAUAGAAUAUGAAUCUAACAAUACUGAUAACCAAAAUUUCGAUGCAAAUAAUAAAAUUAUAAAUCAAAAUAAAAAAAAAAUAAAUAAAAUUGAUGAAUUUUAUGACAAUGAUGCUGAAAGAUUUAUUGAAGCUUUGCAUUGUCAUAUGUGGAAAGGGUUACAAUUAAAAAACGGAAAAAUAAACAUUCCAAAUAAUGAAAAUACAAAAAAAAAUGACAAAAGCCAAGAUAUUUCAUUGAGUAAAGAAAAAUCACUCGAAUUAAAAAAUAACGAACAAAAAGAAAGCUCAAAAAAUUCAGAAGAAAAAUUGGAGAAAAAUGAAAAUCAAAAAAAAAAUGACCAAUCUGAAAAAAAGAAUAAUAGCGAUACACAUGAUAGAAAAGAUGAUAAAUUCAUGGAAAAUUUUAAUCAAAUCGUUGAAAAAAUUAAGUUAGCUAAAAUUGAAAAUAAAAAAUGUAAUAAUGAUUCAGAAAGGAGAAAAAAAGCCGAAAAUAUGAUUUUAGAAUUGCAACAAUAUUUUUAUGGUAUGGAUGAAGAAUAA